CGCACAAACACGAAGAUUCCGACAGCUCUGUCCACUUCUCCGGAAGUUUUGUUCCCAAUUUUCGAAGUUCAAGCUGAGAAGCAAAAUCUAAAGCUCAACAAAGCUAAAAGCAGAUUCUGGAUCUGAACCAAAAUCCAAAGCCGAGCCAACACAAGGCAUAAAUAUAAAGUCUCUUCCUCUUCGAAAGAUUGUUCCGAGCGCCAACCUUUGAACUAACCCCACAGAGAUUGGGGCUUCUGGAAACAAUCUCUUAUUAUUAUAACUUCUUCUUCCUCUCUGAUCGGAGAUGGGUACUCUGACUACUACUACUACUCCUAUCGUCCCUUCCAUGCUUAAGCCUUCCUUCUCUGAUCAACGGCUUUAUCUUUUUCCCCACAGAAGGCGACCCUGCAAGAAGAAACAGCCAAUCUCUCCUGUUGCUAGGUUGUUCGGGCCUGCGAUCUUUGAAGCUUCAAAGCUCAAAGUUUUGUUCUUGGGUGUGGAUGAAAAGAAACAUCCAGGCAAGCUUCCCAGGACUUACACCUUAACCCACAGUGAUAUCACUUCCAAACUCACUCUCGCGAUCUCUCAGACUAUAAAUAACUCUCAGCUACAGGGGUGGUACAAUAGAUUACAGAGGGACGAAGUGGUGGCAGAGUGGAAGAAGGUUAAGGGCAAGAUGUCCCUACACGUUCACUGCCAUAUCAGUGGAGGUCACUUCCUUUUAGAUAUAUGUGCCAGGCUUAGAUACUUCAUCUUCUGUAAGGAACUUCCUGUGGUGUUGAAGGCUUUUGUUCAUGGGGAUGGAGGGUUGUUCAACAACUACCCAGAAUUGCAGGAAGCUUUGGUUUGGGUUUAUUUCCACUCAAACAUUCCAGAAUUCAGCAAGGUCGAGUGCUGGGGCCCACUUAAAGACCCGUCUGCACCUAAAACUUUAUCAAGUGGGCCCCAGGAAGAGCAGGCCCUUGGGUCGGCAACUUCUCCAAGUAACACUAACCUGGACCUACCACAACCAUGUGAUCAAGAUUGUGACUGUUGCUUCCCCCCCAUGGCCUUGAGCUCAAUUAAAUGGUCCCGAGAACUUCCCCUUCACAAUGACAAACUCUAUAGUGGGACCCAGCAACCAAAUGUAAACUCUUCAGCUUAGCACAAGUAUGAGAUGCGUCUCAUUUUCUCUCUCUUGUUAAUAGUGAUCACAAUUCACAGACGCACAAGUUGUUGGCAGAUACUGCAGAUUGUGUUGAAUAUUAUUGGGAAGGGAAGGAAAAAAAGUCUUUUUUAGUGUAAAUAUCAGAUCCUAUUUUACAUGAAUUUUUGUGAAUGUUGUAUUCAAAAUUAUUAUUUUUAAUAGGUUGGUGAGAUGGGACAAGAUAGCAAGAUAGGGAUGAAUCAGUAUUGAGAUGAACCACAUCAGAGGCCUUAUCUCGUAGAAAGAAGGCUUAUACUUGUAUUGUAGGUC
Neltuma alba is the source of this 1438-nucleotide messenger RNA. Its product is annotated as protein STAY-GREEN, chloroplastic. The transcript is spliced from 4 exons. Lineage: Eukaryota; Viridiplantae; Streptophyta; Magnoliopsida; Fabales; Fabaceae. The record is from RefSeq and is a predicted model, not a curated record. Gene Ontology annotation, biological process: chlorophyll catabolic process. The coding region runs from base 287 to 1126 and encodes 279 amino acids.